Trichoderma breve is the source of this 357-nucleotide messenger RNA. RefSeq lists its product as uncharacterized. The transcript is spliced from 2 exons. NCBI's taxonomy places the organism in Eukaryota, Fungi, Ascomycota, Sordariomycetes, Hypocreales, Hypocreaceae. Gene Ontology annotation, molecular function: serine-type endopeptidase activity. Bases 1 to 357 code for a protein of 118 amino acids. Gene Ontology annotation, biological process: proteolysis. The record is from RefSeq and is a predicted model, not a curated record.
AUGACCAAUGGUGACCGCUCUGACGCAACCUUCAGUCCGAAGCGUAUCUGGUAUCAAACAAUCACCCACUUCUCCCAGGAGGGCAAAGACCGCCUUGACAUCCUAACUCUGCCAGGCUUUCCCAGGUACGACAACGAACUCGAACCGAUUAGUAGAGCUAUUAUCAAUGCCAAUAAUGGCGGCAUCAUUAUCUUUGACGCUGCGGGAAACGAGGGUGAUAACGCGAGCGUCUUCUGGCCGGCUUCGGUACAAGAGACGGGCGACGUGAUCUGGAUCGACUCAUCAGAUGCCAAGGGCUCGCCCUUGAGCUUUAAACCCAGCCCCGAGACAGGCCGCUGGAUCUUCACUCUGGACUAA